CUCAAUCAUCAACUAUAUUAUCUCGUUUCAACUUAAUAAUCAUUAUUGUCGUACUAAGUCGCCAAACAUGUAUUGUCUAUCCGCUGUUUUGAUGUUUAUGUUGUGCGGCGUCGCCAUUAUUCAUGUCUGUCAUGCUUGGGUGUUUCUGGAUGAUCCAAUCGAGAAAGUUGGAGUGAGCAGAGAGGAUUAUUUGAAGAUCCAUCGUCGCCGUCAACCGGCCGUUUCAUGGCCGCACGUUCUUCCUCCUAAGAAACACAACAACAAAGGACACGCAGGAAGAAGAGGAAUCAUUGAGUUUGAGCCUUCUUCUGAUGAGGGGAAAAAAGAGGGUUCAAGAUCAUCCGCAGUUGAUAAUGAAGUUGAUUCCAAUCACAAAAACAGUAAGGUUGGGCGUGAUGCCGAUGAUGGCGAUAUAGUUGAGAUGGACUAUAAUCCAGCACACCGUAAGUCACCCAUUCACGGCAAAUAAAACAAUUACGUGUAUU
This is a messenger RNA of Ipomoea nil (Japanese morning glory), 485 nucleotides long. RefSeq lists its product as uncharacterized. The transcript has 4 exons. Lineage: Eukaryota; Viridiplantae; Streptophyta; Magnoliopsida; Solanales; Convolvulaceae. The record is from RefSeq and is a predicted model, not a curated record. The coding region runs from base 68 to 469 and encodes 133 amino acids.